AUGAUUCACAUUACCCUCUCGAACCUAAUCACCUUGGCCAUGGUCUCCGUCGGCGUUGUUUUGGGGGCACCCAGCAAAUAUCCGACAUCGCGUCACGUUCCAAUGGAGGUCGCUCACCAGUACAGCUCACCGAUGAGCUACUCCGCCGCGAAGCGAUCCGCGAUGAAUAAGCAAGUAAACCGACUUAGCCGAAAAAGCUUGUCAAACCCCAGGAUAAUCUUCAUGCCGGUCAAAAGCGCAAACUCGGACCUCGCCGAAUCGUUGUCAAACGCGGCAAGUGUCUUACGCUCGGAUACGGCCGCAGUCUAUUCUUCGAUCACCUCUUUGAAGCAAAACGGUCAGCUUGGAACACCCGAGCAGCUCGGAGAUGAUACGGUCUUCCAACUUACCGAAUGGCAGAAACAUGCCGACAUGUUGCGGUUCCUUGGAGAUGUCAAAGAGCGUACUGAUAUCGUUGACCAGAUGGACGAUUUUAGCAAUGAAAUCGGAUUGGCCUUGAAAAGUGCGGCCCAAGACCUCAAGCAGACGUUGCUAGGAGUGAAUUCGAUCAUCACCGAAAUGCCAUCGAUUCGAUACCUGCUCGGCCCGAUGGUUUACAAUAUCAGAAUGAUAAUUACGGAUAUCCACCAUCGCUCUGAGGCUUAUUUAAGCCAUGGUGAUGAUAAGAUCUCUUUGAGCUCGAAAUUUGAGGAAGACUUCUCAAAGUGCUAUACCCUUGAAAGCAUCAAACAAUUUUGUUAAACUUAGUUGAAAUUAAUAAUAUAAACCUUCGUAAUCUAUCACAACCCAAUC
Molecule: messenger RNA, 792 nt
Organism: Puccinia graminis f. sp. tritici CRL 75-36-700-3
Lineage: Eukaryota; Fungi; Basidiomycota; Pucciniomycetes; Pucciniales; Pucciniaceae
Exons: 4
Coding region: 1-741 (246 amino acids)
Source: RefSeq, a predicted model, not a curated record